CAAAGAUGGUAAAAUAGGACCUUUUUUCUCUCUUUUUUCAUUUUUACAAAAAAAAAAAUUAUUUAAAAUGAGUCAGACGAUAGAGUUUUUUUUACAUCCACCUUCACCCAGCCAGAGUACUUUUGAAUGUAAACUACCACCUGUCAGUUCAUUAUUACUGGACGAAGAAGAUGUAUCUUUACCGCCUCUUUCCCCAUUUAUGGAAUCACUAUCCGUUGACACUCCGCCUCAAUUAACAUCCCCACACGCAUCCCCACGAAGCUUGUUGUUACCUCCACCCAUGCGAGCUAGAUCACUUUCAAACGCAUCCACUAAUUCCACCUGCUCCAUAAAGUCACUCAUGAACGACCCUUUAGAAGAUCCACCCGUCAAGAGGAAAAGAGGCAGACCACCAAAUACCACAUGCAGUCCAACGUCUCGUCAACGCGAUAAUAACUGGACAUUUGUUACACCCACCGUAUGGGAUGUAAAGCAUCAAGAAAUACCACCCAAACAAGACGAAGAUUACAUGGUCUUACAUUGGCCCACACAGCAAGGACAGAAUACUUUUACUAAUCUCAAUAUGGACAACACCUUAAGCAUCCCCAAGAAAAAAAGAGGUAGAAAGCCAAAGAUGGAAUUGGCUGGUAACUUGUGUUUUGUUUGGCGUGAUUUAACAGCUCGUCGUGGAGCAAAUAAAAAAAAAGAUGUAAUAAUAAAGUAAUAAUACCCCCCACCUCCCACCACCACCACCUUCUCAUACUCUCUACCCUACCACACUCCACCCCCUAAUUGAUCUUUUUACUGCCUAUAUUCUAUACAUGUCCCUGUAAUUUAUUUUGUAUUUUUCAUGAUUUCGUAAAGGGGGGGGGCUGCCAAGAGACUUGUUGUUUGCGCACAGACGACGAUCUGUUUGCCAAGAACAAGGAGGGCAAAGUAACUUUAUCUGCAUAAACAAUCAGCCGUCACAUUCCUUAAAUCAAAUAAACAGUUUGCCUAAUAACAUCAGUUAGUAGAACAUAGGAGGAGAAGGAGGAGGUGGUGGUCAUUGUAUCACAUUAGUCAGUGUUGGAUUGACUAACUAUAAGAAAUAAGAACACUGCAUGGAGCGGUU
This is a messenger RNA of Mucor mucedo, 1093 nucleotides long. RefSeq lists its product as uncharacterized. NCBI's taxonomy places the organism in Eukaryota, Fungi, Mucoromycota, Mucoromycetes, Mucorales, Mucoraceae. Bases 68 to 703 code for a protein of 211 amino acids. The transcript has a single exon. The record is from RefSeq and is a predicted model, not a curated record.